This is a messenger RNA of Centrocercus urophasianus (Greater sage-grouse), 741 nucleotides long. Its product is annotated as homeobox protein vex1-like. Gene Ontology annotation, molecular function: RNA polymerase II cis-regulatory region sequence-specific DNA binding; DNA-binding transcription factor activity, RNA polymerase II-specific. The record is from RefSeq and is a predicted model, not a curated record. Lineage: Eukaryota; Metazoa; Chordata; Aves; Galliformes; Phasianidae. The transcript is spliced from 2 exons. Gene Ontology annotation, biological process: regulation of transcription by RNA polymerase II. Bases 1 to 741 code for a protein of 246 amino acids.
AUGGAGAAGGGCCGCUUCUCCGUGGAGUGGUUGGCGCAGAGCAGCCGCAGCGGGGGUAACAGCGCAGCACAGGGAGAGUGCGGGGCGCGCGGCGGGACCGCAGCUGCCGGCCGUCGGGAGAACAACAGCGGCACGUGCGGCUCUGCCCGCCUCGCCGCCCCUCCGACGCCGCUCUCCCUUCCCACAACGCACCCGGCCCCGCGGCGCUGCAGCCCCGCGCACGAGGUGGAGGAGGGAGGCGGCGCGCGGCCCCGCACCAAAUUCUCGGCGGCGCAGCUGCAGGAGCUCGAGCGGAGCUUCCGCGAGCAGCGCUACAUCGGCGCCAGCGAGAAGAGGCGGCUGGCUGCGGCUCUGGACCUCUCGCAGAGCCAGAUAAAAACCUGGUUUCAGAAUCGCCGUAUGAAAUUUAAACGCGAGACACAGGAUGCCAGGGUAGAAGCCCUUGUUUCAGGCCUGUUCCUGCCCUAUCACCAGUACCCGGAUACGGUGACACCCAGCUGUCCUCAUGGGUUGGAUAUCAGUGUUUCCUCUACCCUGAGCGCUCCCCUGCACCCAGCAGGGCUCAGCCCGUCCCUGCUGGCGCCCCCUGUUCCAGCACAGCUCUCACAGGCAGCUUUGCCAGGCACAGCUUUGCUGCUUCCCCCCGGCCCAGCACUGCCUGCAUACUCCGCUGUGAUCCCAGCUGUGACUUUAACCAACGACCACAAAGGACUGAGAUUCCAGCCCUACCUACCUUGUUAA